UUCUUCUUACAUAUGAAAAUCACUCCAUCCAGAAUGCAGUUUUGUGUGCGAGCAAUUGUGAUUUUUUGCAUGCUGAGCAUCUUUGCCAAGGCUGAGCAACCGUAUACUGUGAAAAAUGAAGACUUCGAACAUUUUGACGGUAUGAAGGAAACGAUCUUCCAUUUGGGUGAAAUGAAAAUUAUCGGACGUCAACGUUUUAUGAAUGGCACUUUGAAAUUCGCGGAGGAUAUGAACAAUGAACACUACAAAUUCUCAAUAGAGCUCUUCUCUUCGCCUCAAGGCGAUGAUCAGUUCAAGCGUUUGCCUAUGGGUGUGCCACGCACGAACAUUUGUGAUGGACUGAAAAAUUUGUACACGAAAAUGUUGCAGCCAUCGUUUGUAGAGGGUGAAAAUACAAAUUUCCCAUAUGUAUCAGAGGAUGAGGGACUGUGUCCUGUACCAAAGGGUGAAUAUUACAUAAAGGAGCUGGAGCUUAACACCGAUUCUUGGCCAAAUCAAAUACCACGUGGCCUUUUGAAGGUGGUAUUCACAUUUUUCAAAGACGAAAUCAAUGUGGGUGGCGGUGUUUUGUUGUUGAAAGUCGAAGAACGCAAGUGAGUUCAAUUGAGUGUGGCAUCUGAAGGCAUAACGACUUGAAUAAGGAUUCAGAAAUUUACUGGUGGUGGCGGUAAUGUUUGAAAAAUCUUUAAAGUAAAAAAGCAAAAAAAAAUACAAAUAAAAAUUGUUGGCAGCAGAUGAUUAAGUAUU
Molecule: messenger RNA, 747 nt
Organism: Anastrepha obliqua
Lineage: Eukaryota; Metazoa; Arthropoda; Insecta; Diptera; Tephritidae
Exons: 2
Coding region: 13-597 (194 amino acids)
Source: RefSeq, a predicted model, not a curated record